AAUGGGUUACGCACCUCAUCCGAUCCAACUCUUCUGCCUUGGUUAGCUGCUGCUGUGCUUGUAACUGGCUGGCGUUAGCUACUAAGCUCCUGCUUAUCGUGUUUUUUUUUUUUGUGUGUGACGAUUUUGGAGGGACUAUAUUGUAUUUUCUACCUGGGAAUCAUACAAGACCUCGGAUAUAAUACGAAGAUUUUGUCCAUUUGGAUCGCUGGUCUCGACUGCGUAUCAAACAGCAGGUGUUUAAGAUGCCGCAGUGAGUGUGGAGCUGAAUCCUAGCUGAAGCCUCAGCAUGUCUGUCCUGCUGACGGUGGUGGUGGGUGUGGUGUGGUGGGGGGCCGUGGUCCAGGGGGCUCUGUGUCCCGGAAGGGGCCUGGCUGACUGCCCUGCCCAGCAGAGCAACACCUCCGGUGGGGGUAAGACCUCCAGGGACUACUGCUACACCGCCCGUAUCCGAUCCACCGUGCUUCAGGGCCUGCCCUUCGGAGGGGUGCCCACCGUCCUCGCACUGGACUUCAUGUGCUUCCUGGUACUCCUGUUUGUGUUCUCCAUCUUGAGAAAGGUAGCGUGGGACUACGGCCGCUUGGCGUUGGUGACUGACGCAGACAGACAGAAUCAGCGAUACAGCCGUCUGGAUGAACAGAAACAUGUGGCGUCUGCCAUGACGUCGGAGCUACCCGAUCGCUACGAACGCCUGACCUCUGUCUCCAGCUCAGUGGACUUUGAGCAGAGAGACACUGGCUUCUGCUCCUGGUUAACCGCCAUCUUCCGGGAUGAGGAGAUCAGGGAAAAGUGUGGGGAGGAUGCAGUACACUACCUCUCCUUCCAGAGGCACAUCAUUGGUCUGCUGGUGGUGGUGGGCGUGCUCUCAGUGGCCAUAGUCCUGCCCGUCAACUUCUCAGGAAAUCUAUUGGUGGAGGCAAAUACAAAAAACAAUGCCUACAGUUUUGGGCGUACCACUAUAGCCAAUCUGGAUGCCAAUAAUAUGUUGCUGUGGCUCCACACCACCUUUGCGUUCCUCUACCUGUUGCUGACCGUGUACAGCAUGAGACGACACACCUCCAAGAUGCACUACAGAGAGGACGAUCUGGUGAAACGCACUUUAUUUGUCAAUGGUAUCUCCAAGUAUGCAGAGGAGAAGCACAUCAAGCAACACUUUGAACAGGCUUAUGAAAACUGUUGUGUGCUAGAGGCUCGUAUUUGUUACGAUGUGGCCAAGCUGAUGUCCCUCAACUCAGAAAGGAAGAAGACUGAACGUAGCAUGAAGUUCUUUAAAGACCUACAGUCCAAGGAGCACAUCCCCACCAUGAUCAACCCCAAACCCUGAGGAGGCAGUGAGUUACUACACCAAGCUGGAGUCCAAGCUGAAGGAGGAGUACAGGAAGGAGAAAGAGAAGGUCAACAGUAAACCGCUAGGAAUGGCCUUCGUUACCUUCCAGAACGAAGCCAUGACCGCCAUUAUCCUGAAGGACUACAAUGCCUGUAACUGUCAGGGAUGCCACUGUCAGAGGGAACCCAGGUCUUCUUCCUUCAGCCAGCACCUUCACACAUAUUCCUGGACGGUCGGCUACGCACCAGACCCACAGAACGUCUACUGGGAGCAUCUGUCAGUAGGAGGGUUCCCCUGGUGGCUGAGAUGCUUCAUCAUCAACUGUAUCCUCUUCCUCCUCCUCUUCUUCCUCACAACCCCCGCCAUCAUCAUCUCCACCAUGGACAAGUUCAACGUCACCAAGCCUGUCGAGUACCUCAACAACCCCAUUGUGACCCAGUUCUUCCCCACCCUGCUGCUGUGGGCCUUCUCCGCCCUGCUACCCACCAUCGUAUACUACUCUGCCUUCUUCGAGGCCCACUGGACACGGUCUGGAGAGAACAGGACCACCAUGCAUAAAUGUUACACCUUCCUCAUCUUUAUGGUCUUACUGCUGCCCUCUCUAGGACUCAGCAGUCUGGAUGUUUUCUUCCGAUGGCUGUUUGACAAGCGCUUCCUGGCUGACGCUGCCGUGAGGUUUGAGUGUGUGUUCCUGCCUGACAACGGGGCGUUCUUUGUGAACUAUGUCAUCGCAUCGGCGUUCAUCGGUAACGCCAUGGAUCUGCUGAGGAUCCCUGGUCUGCUCAUGUAUAUGACCCGGCUGUGUCUGGCUCGCUCUGCUGCCGAGAGACGCAACGUCAAGAGGCACCAGGCGUAUGAGUUCCAGUUCGGGGCGGCCUAUGCCUGGAUGAUGUGUGUCUUCACUGUGGUCAUGACAUACAGCAUCACCUGUCCAAUCAUCGUCCCCUUUGGUCUGAUGUACAUGCUGUUGAAACACCUGGCAGAUCGCUACAACAUGUAUUAUGCCUACCUUCCCUCCAAGCUGGACAAGAAGAUCCACUCUGGGGCCGUCAACCAGGUGGUGGCAGCACCUAUCCUCUGCCUCUUCUGGCUCCUGUUCUUCUCCACUCUCCGCACAGGUUUCUCAGCCCCAACCUCUAUGUUUACCUUCAUCGUUCUGAUCAUCACCAUCAUCGUCUGCUUGUCCCAUGUCUGCUUCGGACACUUCAAAUAUCUCAGCGCUCACAACUACAAGGUAAAACACACGUCUUAUUAUUUUAUUUCACAACUACAAGGUAAAAAACACACUUCUUAUUUAUAAUGUUGAAGUGUUUUAUAUUUUAUGAAUUUAGCCAGGAAAGUCAUUAAGAACACAAUAUCUCGUACCAUAAGGAUCCUGAAUGCAAUAUGAGACAAAUGAUGCAUAAAUGAUGCAUUUAUAGACAAGAGUAUAUUAUUACAAUCUUAAAAUCUCAUUGGGGGAAACUUAGGUUCUAGAGGUGUUAACGUUUACAUGUUAAAACAAUGUUGGGAUCGUUUAACGUUAAGAAAAAUCCUGUCCAAUGUUUUCCCCACAAAAUAAAAUUACAGUGCAGUUAUCACAAAACAGAUUAUUUCCCUUGUUGUAUCCUAACUAGAUGAUACGAAGGCCCUGGGGAAAGUUGUGUCAUUUUAAAUCAAACCAGAGGGGAUGAGGUGAACUUUAGGCUCUACUGUGGGGAAUUUGAGAGGCAUUCAAGACGAGACAUUGUAAGAUACAGCUUACCAAGACAUAUGUACACAGUUCUGCCUACCCUCUCCUCUCUCUCUCCCUCACACUGGCCUGCUCUUCGGUCUGUUGCCUGUAGACUCUCCUAGCUAACACAUGUGGAAUUGUUUUAAGAUGGUCAUAACAUGGAACGUUUAGCUAUUUGAUUUAGAAUUUUAGGACCCCUUUAGGGGGACCCCCCCCAGAACAAUAUUACAACAUUUUGAUAAAAUCUUGAUUUGGCCUUUACAACUAUAGCCCAUAGAAACACAUUGAAUAGCAAGUAAUAUCAAAGACUUCGUUCUUAUUCUGCCGGUAUCGAUAGUCUAAGAGUUUGACCACGUGGGAUAGUUAAAAGUUUCAGCAAUCUACUUAAACCUUAUUUCCUUCUUUGAUAGAGGUACUUGUCUCGUCUCAAACCUUAGCCCUCUCGUUAUCGAGGUAAGCUGGUCUGAAGCGGGAAAACCCAGGUUGGGGUUUUAUUCGGAACAUAGAAAAGGGGCGGGUCCUGCCUGUGCUCAGGGGGCGGUCCCAUGAUGCCGGGUCCUGCCUGUGCUCAGGGGGCGGUCCCAUGACGCCGGGUCCUGCCUGUGCUCAGGGGGCAGUCCAUUGACGCCGGGUCCUGCCUGUGCUCAGGGGCGGUCCCAUGACGCCGGGUCCUG
This is a messenger RNA of Oncorhynchus tshawytscha (Chinook salmon), 3715 nucleotides long. Its product is annotated as CSC1-like protein 2. The record is from RefSeq and is a predicted model, not a curated record. NCBI's taxonomy places the organism in Eukaryota, Metazoa, Chordata, Actinopteri, Salmoniformes, Salmonidae. Gene Ontology annotation, molecular function: nucleic acid binding; calcium-activated cation channel activity. Gene Ontology annotation, cellular component: plasma membrane.